AUUAAUCCUUUUUUUCAUAAAUGGCGGAUCUCAAAAUUCUUUAACAAAAGCGAGUUGAUAUUUUCUGUGAAUUAAACAACGCAAGUGAAUUCGUAAACAUGGAGAUUACGCGUUCCACUUUAGGAAUUGCAGUCGGAAUAGCUGGGACCUUGUUUCUUGGAUACUGUGUGUACUUUGACCAACAACGUCGUAAGGAUCCUCUUUUCAAAAAGAAGUUGAGGGAACGAAGACAGAAGGCACAACAGAAAUCUGCCCGAUCACACACUGUGGAUGGGGCCCUGCCUGAUAUGAGUGAUUACCAGGCUAUGCAGUCAUUCUUCAUUCAACAGAUUCAGCUUGGUGAAGAGCUGUUAGCGGCCGGAGACCUGGAGGCAGGAGUGGAGCAUCUGGGACAGGCCGUCGCCGUCUGCGGCCAGACACAGAACCUUCUGGGCGUUCUCCAACAAACGAUGCCGGCUCCCAUCUUCCACCUGCUUCUGAAGAAGCUGCCUGAGGUGUCGGAGAGACUGCGGCUCUCGAUGAAGGCCAACGCCAAGCUGCAAGAGGAAGACGUCGAAUAAACUAGUUUUAACAAACAGUUAGAGAAGAGAUAACUUUAAUACACUUUCAUUAUCUCAUGGGAGCUUCCAUUUUUGGUCGAUAGAUGCCGCUACAUUGACGUGAGGUCGAAUCCUUUCUGAUUAUAUUGACAUUGUAUAAUUUAAUCAUAUUAGGACCAAAAAUAAUGUUACAAUGAUUAGCUAUAAUGUAUAAAUUAAAGGUUUGAUUGCUUUUGAUUAUUUAAUUAUCAAUUUUUAACUAAAUUCCUCACGUCGUUGUAGUUAUUUAAUGAAAACUUCGACAUUCGAUUCAUGUAACUUUUCUCUGACUGUGACUCUCAGAGUAGUUUGUCGGUAACCCCGGCAUUCUGUAGUGCGAUGCCGCGGUACUUACGCGUACCGUCUCAUCGCGUUAGAAACACAUGCAUCUAACAUCUGCUUAGUAGACAGUUAAGUUAAUAAUAAAAAAAAACCAUCAAAGAACCUAUUGUUAAUUUCAUUUUAAAAUAAAAUUACUUUCGACUUGCAAAGCCUUAAAUUUUCCAAGUGAGUGCAUUCGGCUGUGAAACAAGAUGUGCUUGACAAUAGAUCCGCCAUUUUAUCGCUGUUCAUUUCAAAUGGGAAGUGUAUCGUGGAGUGUAAUGCAAGUUCAAUAAUAAUGUAGGUAUUUGUUAGUGUUAUUUAGGUUUUGUUUUGUGUUCACAACUGGUUAAGGAUGCUUGUGAGUUUUGAUUGAGAUUUUAUUGUGAAAUAAAAGUAUUGUACAAAUUAUCGUGA
This is a messenger RNA of Trichoplusia ni (cabbage looper), 1316 nucleotides long. Its product is annotated as mitochondrial import receptor subunit TOM20 homolog. The record is from RefSeq and is a predicted model, not a curated record. Gene Ontology annotation, cellular component: mitochondrial outer membrane; mitochondrial outer membrane translocase complex. Gene Ontology annotation, molecular function: transmembrane protein transporter activity. The transcript is spliced from 4 exons. Gene Ontology annotation, biological process: protein import into mitochondrial matrix; tRNA import into mitochondrion; protein targeting. Lineage: Eukaryota; Metazoa; Arthropoda; Insecta; Lepidoptera; Noctuidae. The coding region runs from base 99 to 560 and encodes 153 amino acids.